Drosophila nasuta is the source of this 517-nucleotide messenger RNA. RefSeq lists its product as uncharacterized. Bases 95 to 415 code for a protein of 106 amino acids. The transcript is spliced from 2 exons. NCBI's taxonomy places the organism in Eukaryota, Metazoa, Arthropoda, Insecta, Diptera, Drosophilidae. The record is from RefSeq and is a predicted model, not a curated record.
ACCACCAGGCACGACCAAAUUGGAAUUACUUAGUAAAACUACAAUCAACUCUACAACUUGUCGUUUUGAGUAUAAUUUGACGGGACCUCCUCAAAUGAGUCUAUUUUUCGAAGCUUUUGAAGAUGCCACAAUAACAAAUUGGUCAUUUUUGGAAAGUUAUUUGAAUAACCCUCCAGCACACCCAUUAGCAUAUCACAUAUUCUUUAACUACGGAAUUGACAGUUCACCACUAAACUUCUUCCUAGAAAUUUCGAAACUUAAUGGAAACUUUGACGUACCAGUACUUCAACUUGGAGUUUCAGGACAUUAUAUAGGGGAUGUCGUUGAUGAGGAAACUGCAGACUUUCGAUUCAAGUUCCCCGCCUUUGCCAUUCAAGCUGACUGGCCAGCAUCAUAUGAAAGAUAUAAAUUUUAAACUUUCAAAAGAAAAAAAAAAACGCCUCUAAAAGACAAAUGUUAAAUGUAAUGCUUUAAAUCACCAAAAUAAACACAGUUUUAAAUAUUUAUUGGUACUUUC